This is a messenger RNA of Galendromus occidentalis (western predatory mite), 1794 nucleotides long. Its product is annotated as ATP-binding cassette sub-family D member 4-like. The record is from RefSeq and is a predicted model, not a curated record. The transcript has a single exon. Gene Ontology annotation, cellular component: peroxisomal membrane. NCBI's taxonomy places the organism in Eukaryota, Metazoa, Arthropoda, Arachnida, Mesostigmata, Phytoseiidae. Gene Ontology annotation, biological process: long-chain fatty acid import into peroxisome; peroxisome organization; fatty acid beta-oxidation. Bases 1 to 1776 code for a protein of 591 amino acids. Gene Ontology annotation, molecular function: ATP hydrolysis activity; long-chain fatty acid transmembrane transporter activity; ATP binding.
AUGCCCCUGAGCGACAUCAAAAUCGAGCUCGAUCGGGUCGAGUUCUCGAAACUCCCGAACAUCGUCGCCGAAGUGUGGAAAAUUUUCAUGACCGUGCUCCGUGAAAGCAAAAUGCUCUGCAGUUUCCUGCCGCUCUUGUGUAUACUCGAAGGCUUGGAAAACGGUUUGGAUUUCAAGAACGGCAUGCUACUGGGAGACAUGGUCGGUGCCGUGACGCGACAGGACGCCCGCGGUUUCUCCUUGUUGACCAUCUGGAUCGGCGGGAUCGCUGUCUGCGGUGCGCUAGUCGGCGCGUGCAACAAUUUCCUCUCAGGAUACGCAACCGUCACGUUCAGGGAGACCCUGACGCGGCAGCUCCACCGUUUGUACUUCCGAAAUCACAACUUCUACAAAGUGAACUGUGCGGAAAAGCCAAUCUCGAACCCAGACCAAAGAAUCGGUUCGGAUGUCGACAUUCUCGCCGAGUCGCUGUGCUGGAUGCUGUCGGCGAUCCUGACAACCCCUUUCACUGUCUCAUACUACGUCUGUCAGGUCGGAACGACUCUCGGUUGGAUCUAUUCUUUCAUCAUCGUGGGCUAUUUUUUCCUUAUCGUAUUUCUGAACAGACUCCUGCAGAACCCCAUCGUCCCACGAGUCUGUGAGAAACAACGCUGGGAGGGUCGUUUCCGACAACAGCACCUGGACAUCGUUGAAAACGCGGAACGUAUCGCGUUCGUGCACGGAGCCGACCUCGCAGAAUUUCGUUACACUGAAAUUACGUUCAGUAAAUUACUGCGAGCAUCGAAGAUCGUUCAAUACCUCUAUCUUCCUGUCCUCUUCGUCACGCUUCUGGACGGUCGAAUGGUUAAGGUCGUGACCUUCAUCAUCUGCGGAGCUCAUAUAUUCGCCUACAGAAGCCAUCUGUCAGAAGCUGAAAUCAGCACCGAGUGGACGAAAACUGUUUUCGUGGUAACACAGCUCGGCGUUCUGUGCCACAGGUAUGUCAGCAUCAUCUGUUACCUCAUCCACAUCGAAGCCAUGAUCCGGAGAGUCGCCGAGCUCCUCGGCGGGAUGGACGAUUCGGGCAAGAUCAUCAACGAGCAAGGAUCAACUGAUAGUGAGCCUUCGUAUUCUGUGAGGGACUUGACAGUCACCGGACCAGACGGGACUGUUCUAGUCCGCAAAUUGAAUAUCGAUAUCAACACCGAUUUCAGUAUCCUGAUAACCGGCCCCAGUAACGUGGGGAAAAGUUCUUUUCUGAGAGUUCUCCGAAAACUGUGGGGGCCUGCCGAAGGCCACGCUAGGUUCGGCGGACACAACGAUCAAGUGAUGUUCCUCUCCCAAAACAUGUUUUUCGGAGCGGCAUGCAAUACACUGCGGAAGACUUUGAUGUAUCCAUUGGACGGCAAGGAGACGGGAAAAUGCGACGGGAGUGACAUCGCGGAAAUCCUCGCCAAACUACACCUAGCCCGAGUCUUCGAAAGACUGAAGAUGGACCUCGACGACGAUUUAGACGAACGGACCUUGGCAGUGCUAUCGUCCGGGGAACGGCAAAGAUUGGCCUUGGCGCGAGUUCUGAUCCACAGACCGAGGCUCGUGUUCCUUGACGAAGCGACAAACGCGCUCGACAAGCCGCUGGUGGAGACUUUUUUCAGGGAGUGCCGCACCCGAGGAAUAAAAACCAUAACGGUCUCCCAUGACCGGGAUAAUUUGUACAAAUUCCACGACAGAAUCUUGGAAUUCCACCAUGACUCCUCCUGGACUGUUCGACAGUGUAGAUCCGUGUGUAAUGAGUGAUGAUGCAUUUUCGGCGUG